This is a messenger RNA of Populus trichocarpa (black cottonwood), 948 nucleotides long. Its product is annotated as probable calcium-binding protein CML46. Gene Ontology annotation, molecular function: calcium ion binding. The record is from RefSeq and is a predicted model, not a curated record. Lineage: Eukaryota; Viridiplantae; Streptophyta; Magnoliopsida; Malpighiales; Salicaceae. Bases 291 to 923 code for a protein of 210 amino acids. The transcript has a single exon.
GUGGUGAAGGAGCAGAGAAACUUCCAUCCAAGUAUUGGGAUCUUAGUGACCAUUUCCUCGUGUUUUUCCUACUUCUUUGCCGCCAUGGGCAACAUACAAGCAGCUUCCCUUCACCUCCUUUGAAAGCUGACUCUUCGUGCAUUCAGAUGCCGCCUCUAUGAAUAUGUUGAGCCUAUAUAAUUAGCAUCCCUCCUCUCCAUUCCUUAAAGCACAUCAUUCAUAAUUUAUUUUUCCGUGGAAGAGAAUUAGCCUUUGAGUUUCCUCUCUUGCAGCAAUAUAUUACUCAGUCAAUGGAGGCUUGCCAUUUAGCCAGCUUAAUCACAGUGCAAAAGGCAUCAUCAAACGCCAACCAAUCCUUUUCUCUAUUGUUUAAAAUGGUUCAUUUAUUCUUAUGUAAAUUGAUAUUUAGUAGGUUCAAUAAUUUUCAGAAGUUGUUUUCAAGAUUUCGGUUCUUCAUCCAAUCCCAACUAAGCCUUGGCAACUCAGAGCUUUGGGAAGAUGAUGAUGGAAAUCAGGAUUCUGAGACAUCAAUGAAAUCCCAGGAGUCUUGCUUUGACAACAAGAGAGACGAAAGGAAUAUCUGCAGAGAAGAUGUGGAGAUGGUGAUGGAAAACUUUGGACUUUUUUGCAGCAGAGAAAGUGAGGAUCUUAAGGAGUGGAUGGAUUCUGAUGAACUUUCACAGCUGUUUGAUGAGAAGGAGCCGAGCUUGGAGGAAAUUAAGGAAACUUUCAAUGUUUUUGACCACAACAGUGAUGGUUUUAUUGAAGCAAGUGAGUUGCAGAGAGUUUUCUACAUAUUGGGAUUGAAGGAGGAACUUGAGCUAGAGAAGUGCAGAAAGAUUAUCAGAAUCUUUGAUGAAAAUGGAGACGGAAGAUUAGAUUUUAAUGAAUUUGUAAAGUUCAUGGAGAACAGUUUUUGUUGAAUACAAAUCUGAGAAUUAUCAAUAA